AUGUUCCAUCAGGUCGACAUCAAUCCUGAGGACCAGCAAUGUCAGCGUUUUCUUUGGCGUGACCGCGACGAACACGGUGAUCCAAGCAUCUACGUCAUGCAGGUAAUGACAUUCGGGGCGAGCUGUUCUCCUGCCACAGCCCAGUUUGUGAAGAACAAGAACGCCGAAAGAUUCGAAGAAGAAUAUCCAACAGCGGUAGCGGUCAUCAAAAAACGGCACUACGUGGAUGACAUGGUUUUCAGCGUUGAAACGGAGCAAGAAGCAGUUGAACUGGCGGAGUCGGUGCGUUUCAUCCACAUGGAGGGUGGAUUUGAAAUCCGCAAUUGGGUUUCCAAUUCUCCGUUGGUGCUUUCCACUAUGAAUGGGGACGAGUCAACGGAAAAGGACCUGAACAUAUCUGCGGAGAUGGCGAGUCAAAAAAUCCUCGGAAUGUGGUGGGAUACGAAGGACGACGUGUUCAAAUAUAAAAUAUGCUGGACCAGAUUUGAUUCGGCGCUGCUUGAUGGAAGUCGUUGCCCUACUAAACGGGAGAUCCUUCGGACGCUGAUGACCAUAUACGACCCUCUAGGUCUCAUCGAUCACUUCCUGGUCUUGUUGAAAAUCUUGCUACAGGAGGUUUGGCGUGCUAACGUUGACUGGGACGAACGAAUCCCCGACAACCUGUUCGAGAAGUGGCGUGACUGGCUGCAAUUGCUACCAGAGGUAGAGAAAUUACGGAUUCCUAGGUGUUACCGGCAAGUUGUUUCAUCUUUGGGCGCAGCUUCCGUGGAAAUUCACGUAUUCGUUGACGCAAGCGAAAGUGCAAUGGCAGCGGCAGUGUUCUUGCGACUCGUAGAAGGGAAUCAAGUGGAAUGUUCGCUGAUUGCUGCAAAGACUCGCGUAGCACCCUUGAAGUACACCUCCAUUCCACGAUUAGAACUGCAGGCAGCAGUCUUCGGGUGUAGAUUGGCGAAGAACGUUAUAGGAAAUCUGACGGUGAAUAUCUCCAAGUGUACCUACUGGACUGACUCCCGAAACGUUCUGUGCUGGUUAAGAGCUGAUCAUAAACGUUACAGUGCUUUCGUCGGGUCAAGGGUAAGCGAAAUACAGGAAUCGACAGACGUCCGUGAGUGGAGAUGGGUUCCGACUCGUUCUAACGUUGCUGAUGAUGGGACUAGAUGGCGAGAUCGGAUCGACUUGUCUGCGAGUAAUAGGUGGUUCAAAGCACCAGAAUUCUUGAUGCAAGCGGAAGAAGACUGGCCAACACUUCCGCAAAAGUUGCUUUCCACUGAGGAAGAAAUGCGACCCAGCUUAUUGCUCCACUUCAAAGUUCCCGAACCUGCGAUAGAUGUGGGAAGAUUUUCGAGUUGGCGGCGAUUGCUAGCGGUGACUGGAUACGUCCUUCGAUUUUGCUUGAACCUUCAACGUCGUCGUAGUCAGCAUCCACUCAGAACUGGACCGUUAUCUAGUGAAGAACUUCGGGAAGCGGAAGAACACCAUUACCGGCAAGCGCAACAAGAUGUGUACCAGGACGAAGUCGCAGCGCUGGAGACGAAAGAAUCCACUAUCAAGCGUAUUCCAAAGACGAGUCCACUUUACAAGUUGAGCCCGUUCGUUGACGAAUCCGGUGUAAUGAGGAUGAAGGGGAGAACCACUGUGUGCGCGUAUUUGCACAGUGACGCCAAGAAUCCUGUUAUUCUACCUCCAAAGCAUCCAGUAACAUCAUUAAUAUUAGUCCAUUACCACGAAAAGUUUUUGCAACGCAACUACGAAAUAGUAGUCAACGAAGUCCGCCAGAAGUACAGCAUCUUCCGCCUGAGACAAGCCCUUACUGCGAUUCGUAGAAGCUGCCAGUGGUGCAAAAACCGUGACGUUCUUCCUCAACCGCCGGAAAUGGCAGAUCUUCCUGCGGCCCGACUGUCUGCGUACACAAGGCCAUUCGCACACGUAGGGGUGGAUUAUUUUGGCCCAAUUGAGGUAACGGUAGGUCGAAGGGUCGAGAAAAGAUGGGGGGUUCUACUGACUUGUUUAACGGUAAGGGCCGUUCAUAUUGAGGUAGCGCACUCUCUGACAACUAGUUCCUGCAUAAUGGCAUUGAGGAACUUCACGGCACGUAGAGGUACACCGGUCAGCUUUUACAGCGACAGGGGUACCAAUUUUGUGGGCGCAAACCGGGAGCUUCAGGAAGCCAUGGAAGCGGUCAAUCAGAACCAGCUGAUGCGUGAGUUUGUCACCUCAUCUACUGCUUGGCAGUUCAACCCACCGGCGGCGCCCCACAUGGGCGGCAGUUGGGAGAGGCUCAUCCAAUCGGUCAAGCGAAACCUGAUGGAAGUUCUACAUGCGCGACGACCAACUGAUGAGGAGCUGCGCAAUGCGUUGACGGAAAUAGAAGGUGUGCUGAAUACACGCCCUCUGACACACGUGCCCAUUGAUGACGAAGCAGCACCAGCGUUAACCCCCAAUCACUUCCUGUUGGGUUCAUCGGACGGUUCCAAACCUUUGUCUCUGGUUGAUGCGGAUACUGCUGCACUACGGCGAGGUCACCCAACCUCCCAAUGGUUGGCGAAUCUCUUUUGGAAGCGAUGGGUUAGGGACUACCUACCCGACAUAACCCGUCGUACAAAAUGGCAUGAGCAGGCGAAACCUCUCCAAGUGGGUGACGUAGUAGUCAUUGUGGACCCUGAGCACCCCAGAAGCUGUUGGCCCAAAGGACGGGUCAUCGGAGUAACCAGCAGUGGAAGACAAACUCGUAAGGCUACCGUGCAAAUAUUGCAUGGAAUCUACGAGAGACCAACCGUGAAGCUGGCGGUGUUGGAUGUUCGGCGCGAGAUGGAGUAA
Messenger RNA from Aedes albopictus (Asian tiger mosquito), 2817 nucleotides. RefSeq lists its product as uncharacterized. The transcript has a single exon. Bases 1 to 2817 code for a protein of 938 amino acids. NCBI's taxonomy places the organism in Eukaryota, Metazoa, Arthropoda, Insecta, Diptera, Culicidae. Gene Ontology annotation, biological process: DNA integration. The record is from RefSeq and is a predicted model, not a curated record. Gene Ontology annotation, molecular function: nucleic acid binding.